AUGGCAGUACCAUGGUUCUAUGUAGUCUUUCUUGCUUAUCAUGUGGUUUUUGGUGCAGAAGUAAUUAUCGAGUAUUAUCCUUCUCAAUCUGUCUUAGAUAUGAAUAACAAAGUCGUCAGAAAAAGAGAAGUAAAUAGUACUGAUGAUCCUAAUCUCAACAUAAAUGGAAGCGACAGUUAUUGGAGGCAUUUUAAUAACGAUACUGAUGAUGGUGACAUUCAUAAAAGAGCUUUAGAUCCCGUCUUUUACGGUCAUCCAAAGACUAGAGAAGAAUUGUGGAAUGAACGGUUUCUUAACGAGACUACAUCGUUUGACCAAACACCAUCGCUUGUGAAAUUACUGCAUAAUAUAACACUGACUUAUCUAAAGGACUGCACGCCAGUAAUUCUUUAUGACAAUCAAGUCAUGUCCAAGGAAAGUUAUUUGGUGCAAAAUCUCCUAAAAGGGUUCCCGACGACUUUCAUUCAUGGUUAUAUCAACGAUGAUGGAGAAUUAGUAGAACCAGAACUGAUUCAUGCAACGAUAGAAUGCCAAAAUUACAUUCUAUUCCUGUCGGAUAUAAAGAUCAGUGCUAAAAUAUUGGGAAAACAACCGGAAAACAAAAUUAUUAUUAUUGCAAGAUCUUCUCAAUGGGCCGUGCAAGAGUUUCUUGCAAGUGUCACAUCGAGAAAUUUUGUUAAUCUUCUUGUAGUGGGGCAGAGUUUUAAGGAAGGCGAUGAUGCUAAACUGGAAUCACCUUACAUUCUGUAUACUCAUAAAUUGUAUACAGAUGGUUUAGGUGCCAGUCAGCCACUUGUUCUGAAUUCUUGGACUCAUGGAAAAUUUUCAAGAGAAGUCAAUUUAUUUCCCCUCAAGAUGACGGAAGGUUACGCUGGUCACAGAUUUGUGGUUGCAGCUGCCAACCAACCUCCAUUUGUGUUCCGGAGGAUCAAAUCAGAUUUAGACGGUGGAAAUCCUCGAGUGGUUUGGGAUGGCAUUGAACUACGACUGAUCAAAUUAUUGGCAGAAAGGAACAACUUUUCUAUAGAAAUCAUUGAACCUCGAGAGCCUAAUUUAGGGCCUGGUGAUGCUGUAGCUAAAGAAAUAGUCACAGGACGAGCAGAUAUUGCAAUCGCUGGGAUGUAUUUAACCAAUGAUCGAAUUAGAGAAAUGGAUAUGUCUUUGGCGCAUUCUCACGAUUGUGCUGUUUUUGUUACUCUAAUGUCAACAGCUUUACCACGCUAUCGAGCGAUCCUCGGCCCUUUCCAUUGGCAUGUCUGGGUUGCAUUAACGUUCACCUAUCUCUUCGGCAUGUUUCCACUGGCUUUCUCUGAUAAGCAUACUUUAAGACAUUUGAUACACAAUAGUGGAGAAAUAGAAAACAUGUUCUGGUACGUUUUUGGUACAUUUACAAAUUGUUUCACGUUUCUUGGUAAGAAUUCUUGGAGCAAGACUAAUAAGAUUACCACAAGGCUUUUGAUUGGGUGGUACUGGAUUUUCACAAUAAUAAUAACAAGUUGUUACACUGGUUCUAUUAUAGCGUUUGUAACAUUACCAGUGUUUCCUGAAACUGUGGAUACUAUCAAGCAAUUGUUGGCUGGAUUUUAUAGAGUUGGCACGUUGGAUCGAGGUGGUUGGGAAAAAUGGUUUCUAAAUUCAUCUGAUCCUCAAACUAAUAAGUUGUUGAGAAAACUUGAAUUGGUACCGAGUGUGGAAGCAGGUAUCAGAAAUACAACCAAGGCAUUCUUCUGGCCUCAUGCUUUUUUAGGAUCCAAGGCUGAACUUGAAUAUAUUGUACAAGCAAAUUUCACAGCGACUAAAUCAAAGCGCGCAGUCCUCCACAUUUCCAACAAAUGCUUCGUACCUUUCGGAAUUACUAUUGGAUUUCCAAAUAAUUCUGUGUACUCUGCUAAAAUGAAUUUAGAUAUCAGCAAGAUGAUUCAAAGUGGUUUAAUCUAUAAGAUUACUAACGAAGUUCGCUUUGAAAUGCAACGGAGCCCCACUGGGACUUUACUGGCUGCUGGUAGCGGUACAAUCAAUAUCCCAUCAGCAGAAGAAAAAGGUUUAACUCUAGAAGAUACACAAGGCAUGUUCCUUCUUCUAGCAGCAGGUUUCACUAUAGCAGCAACAGCAUUAGUCUCAGAAUGGAUGGGAGGCUUCACAAGGCGAUGUAGAUUCCAGAAAAAAUCCGAAACACCAACCAGUGCAAAUUCUAGGGAAAAUUUAAUAAUAACGCCUAAAACUGAUGUUGAUAGUGAAAUAAGGAUUAUAGAAGACACUGAGAGUAGACUGCAUUUUGAGGAAAGACCGUCUUCUUCAGUCUCUGUGGAUACCUUAGAAGGUCAAGUAAUACAUGUUACUGAAAGCAGUAUCGAUGUCCAUAAUACUUUCAAUGUUGAUAGGUUUGAUUCUAGAAGGUCCAGCUCGUUAGAUUUGGAUAGAGAAGUUCGAGAAAUAUUCGAAAAAGACCAGAAAAGACGAAGAAUUUUUUCCCGUGAUAUGGAGUCUUUGGAUGAGAAUGGAAGCACUGUGUCUAGGGCUGCGUUUGGUGAUUCAGUGAAAAAUGAUAUUUGA
This is a messenger RNA of Spodoptera littoralis (African cotton leafworm), 2553 nucleotides long. NCBI's taxonomy places the organism in Eukaryota, Metazoa, Arthropoda, Insecta, Lepidoptera, Noctuidae. The record is from the annotation of a GenBank genome assembly.